GCCACACUACCAAAAAUGAACCCUAUCCCCUCUUUCCUUCUUCAUCUCAUAACCAUUUCUGUCUGCUUAUCUCUUCUCAUCCACGGAUCCAUUUGCCAGAAUUUAAUCCAAGAAACUUGCAUAACAUGCUCGAAAGACGAUGUGAAUAUCAACUACAAUUUUUGUAUUUCUGCUCUACAAGCUGCCCCUCCCAGCCAAUGUACCACUCUUCGUGGCCUUGGUAUGGUCUCAAUUCAAAUAAUUCUACACAACGUUACUGACACGAGGUGUCAUAUCAAGAAUUUGAUGGAGGACAGGAAUUUGGAACCAUACGUAAGGAUGUGCUUAAGUGAUUGCUUUGAACUUUACUCGGAUUCAAUUCCUUCGAUCAAGCAAGCGAUUAGGAAUUAUGAUUUAAAGAGAUAUGUCGAUACGAACAUACAAAUAAGUUCAAUCAUGGAUGCUGCCACAACUUGUGAAGAUGGAUUCGCGGAGAAAGAAGGCGCCGUCUCUCAGUUAACAGAGAGGAGUGGUAAUACCUUCCAGUUGUCUGCAAUUGCACUUUCUAUUAUGAAACUUCUGCAGAAUGCGCCUGCUACUUAAUUGCAGAUGAAUUCAGGACUUAAAGUUAGUGAAUUUAGAUUAUAUCAAUAACUAUGAAACCAAAAGUUCUAGUAACCCUUUUAUGUAUAAUACUAUUACUCUUUCCAAGAAUUCUCUAGAAGCUCUUGAGGAAAACUAUAGUAAAAGGAACUCUUUCGAAAAAUUUGCUUCAGGAGAAAUGAGGGAAAAGGUGAAAAAGCAAUGAGAAAGAACGAAAGAUAGAAUGGGAAAUCAAGCAAAAAUGUAGAGCCCUUUCGUUAUGGAACGUAGUAGAUAUUUCUUCAGAACUACACUUUCAAAAUCAUAUGUUCGUAUGAUCUUUGGGACAUCAUUCAUGCC
Messenger RNA from Lycium ferocissimum, 921 nucleotides. Its product is annotated as putative invertase inhibitor. The transcript has a single exon. The record is from RefSeq and is a predicted model, not a curated record. The coding region runs from base 16 to 582 and encodes 188 amino acids. Gene Ontology annotation, molecular function: enzyme inhibitor activity. Lineage: Eukaryota; Viridiplantae; Streptophyta; Magnoliopsida; Solanales; Solanaceae.